AUGACUCAAAAGAAGUAUGCAUCUCAGGUGGCGGCACCGAUGCCACUGUUUAGCAAGCUUCCCACGGAGAUACAGAUCAUAAUCUUUCACGAGGCGCUUCGCAAGCCGCAGAUUCACUUUAUAAAAGCGACGCGCGAGCAAAAUCCCGGCGAGCGCAACCCGUCUUGGACUGUAGCCCUGAAAGCCAGGGACAAGAGCAGCGACACUUCCGGCUAUCGCUUGCUCAACAACAUGGAGGAUAUCGCACGCUCCUUCCCCGUCGCGGCCGAAGUGAUGCGCAAAAACAUCCUCGAGCCACAUCGCCUACCACUGAUGCCCGUCCCGAAAGAGGGCUCAUGGAGCAUCGACGCCGCCACGGAUCUCGUGGUUAUCGAAUUUGAUCGCGACAAAUCAGGGAAGAUGCGGUUCUGGCAUCCACGGAACCGAGUCUACACUUCUACCCAGGACGUCGAUGCAAUCCGCCAUCAGCUUGAGGGGAUCAGAAAGCGGAAACACGCGAGUUGGCAGUUCUGUCCGGAGGAGCUGCUGGGGUUCAUUUACCAGCUCUCCCAUGUCGAAGCGGUGUAUUUUAUCCUCAAAGCCCGGAUAAAUACCAAAGUCGUGAAAGAGUAUGCGACCAGCUAUUUUUCUAUCCCCGCCGCUAUUCGCAACAGCUUCGGCUUCGAAACUUUCUACUCCACCACCAGGAGCUACGUAACCGUCCCCCUUCCUUCCUACACCAUUGGACCGGUAUACCACGCGACCUGGAAAACGAAAGACUGCGUCUGGCCGGAGAAACCCCUUCCAGUACUCAUUAAGAUAGCCCGCGCGUCGGCUGCGACCCUUCCCCCGGACUCCAAAGAGAAACAGUACGCGGAGCACACGCGCAAGCUCUCGCACCUCAGUCGCAAACUAAACCAUCGUGACAAGGUCAGUCCCUUGGUUUCGGAAGUGAUCCGCCAAAUGCGGGCCGACCAAAAUAUCCCGGUGUCGGCAGACUAUGAGUGGCCAGAUCCACCGCCACCUCUGGUCAACACCGCCCGAUUUAAAGCCCACAAAGAACAACACAGGCGGGACUAUAAUCUCGACAAUUUCACCAGGGGGAGACGAGAUAAUUUGGAGUUUGGCAUGUUGCUUAUGGUGGAUGAUGCGGCCCCGGCUGUUAGCAAGAAGGGAGGGGAGAAAACCAAGGGCGCCAAGUGUAAAGCUGGUGGUGCAAACACGAAGAAGUAG
This is a messenger RNA of Sordaria macrospora k-hell, 1212 nucleotides long. RefSeq lists its product as uncharacterized. The record is from RefSeq and is a predicted model, not a curated record. Lineage: Eukaryota; Fungi; Ascomycota; Sordariomycetes; Sordariales; Sordariaceae.